Messenger RNA from Loa loa (African eye worm), 2636 nucleotides. RefSeq names its product hsp70-like protein. The record is from RefSeq and is a predicted model, not a curated record. Gene Ontology annotation, biological process: protein refolding; endoplasmic reticulum unfolded protein response; cellular response to unfolded protein. Gene Ontology annotation, molecular function: misfolded protein binding; ATP-dependent protein folding chaperone; heat shock protein binding. The transcript is spliced from 9 exons. Gene Ontology annotation, cellular component: endoplasmic reticulum chaperone complex; endoplasmic reticulum lumen; cytoplasm. Lineage: Eukaryota; Metazoa; Nematoda; Chromadorea; Rhabditida; Onchocercidae. The coding region runs from base 1 to 2013 and encodes 670 amino acids.
AUGUUUCAGACUAUGAAGACAUUACCGUUGUUUGUUGUUGUGGCCCUUCUAGUUGUCGAUGUUUUCCCACAGGAUGGUAAGAAAGAUGAUACCCAUGGUUCGAAAGAUGAUAAAAGUGUGAAAUACGGCACUAUCAUUGGAAUUGAUCUUGGUACCACAUACAGCUGUGUCGGCGUUUAUAAAAGUGGACGAGUGGAAAUCAUUGCCAAUGAACAAGGUAAUCGAAUUACGCCUUCGUACGUGGCAUUCACUGGUGAUGGUGGUGAGCGUCUUAUUGGUGAUGCUGCUAAAAACCAGUUAACAACAAAUCCGAAAAAUACUGUCUUUGAUGUUAAGCGUCUGAUUGGUCGAGAAUAUAAGGAUCCGACUGUACAGCAAGAUAUUAAACACUGGCCUUUCAAUGUUCUGGAUGAAAAGAACAAACCAAUGGUACGAGUGACAGUUGGCAAAGCCGAAAAAACCUUCGCCCCUGAAGAGAUUUCAGCAAUGGUACUCGGCAAAAUGAAGGAAAUUGCGGAAGCAUAUCUAGGAAAGAAAGUGGAACAUGCAGUGGUCACGGUACCCGCUUACUUUAAUGAUGCACAGCGUCAAGCUACCAAAGAUGCAGGUACUAUUGCUGGCCUCAAUGUUGUCCGCAUCAUCAAUGAACCUACGGCUGCUGCUAUCGCUUAUGGGUUGGAUAAGAAGGAGGGUGAACGCAAUAUUCUUGUCUUCGAUCUUGGUGGUGGUACUUUUGAUGUGUCGGUGUUGACGAUUGAUAAUGGUGUUUUCGAAGUGCUAGCUACCAAUGGUGAUACUCACUUGGGUGGUGAAGACUUCGACCAGCGAGUUAUGGAACAUUUUAUCAAAGUAUUCAAGAAGAAAACCGGCAAGGAUUUACGAAAAGAUACUCGUGCUGUGCAGAAAUUACGACGGGAAGUAGAAAAGGCGAAACGAGCAUUAUCCACACAGCAUCAAGUGCGGCUGGAAAUCGAAUCGCUGUACGAUAAUGAAGAUUUCUCUGAAACGCUAACGAGAGCGAAAUUUGAGUCAUUAAACAUGGAUUUGUUCCGUUCAACACUAAAACCAGUGCAGAAAGUUUUGGAAGAUUCCGAUAUCCAGAAAAAAGAUAUCGACGAAAUUGUUCUUGUUGGCGGUUCUACUCGUAUUCCUAAAGUGCAGGAACUCCUUAAGGAGUUCUUUAAUGGAAAGGAGCCGUCGCGUGGUAUCAAUCCAGAUGAAGCUGUAGCAUAUGGCGCAGCAGUCCAGGCUGGUGUUAUUUCGGGUGAAGAAAGCACUGGUGACAUUGUACUGUUAGAUGUGAACCCUUUGACUCUUGGCAUUGAAACAAUUGGUGGUGUUAUGACAAAACUUAUUAACAGGAACACUGUUAUCCCUACCAAGAAGAGUCAGAUUUUCUCUACGGCAGCUGAUAAUCAGCCAACAGUCACUAUUCAGGUUUAUGAAGGAGAACGACCAAUGACAAAAGACAACCAUAUCUUGGGCAAGUUUGAUUUGACGGGUAUCCCACCUGCACCGCGAGGUGUACCGCAGAUCGAGGUUACGUUUGAAAUCGAUGUGAAUGGCAUUCUACACGUCACAGCAGAGGAUAAAGGUACAGGGAACAAGAAUAAAAUUACGAUCACAAAUGAUCAUAACCGUCUGUCACCAGAAGAUAUUGAGAGGAUGAUAAACGAUGCGGAGAAAUUCGCUGAUGAAGACAAGAAGGUGAAAGAGCAGGUGGAAGCAAGGAACGAAUUGGAAAGUUAUGCUUAUUCAUUGAAGAACCAAAUUGGUGAUAAAGAGAAAUUGGGUGGUAAAUUGGAUGAUGGUGACAAGAAAACGAUUGAAAGCGCCGUUGAUGAUGCCAUUUCAUGGCUUGAAAGCCACAAGGAUGCAUCUGUUGAGGAGUUGCAAGAGCAUAAGAAAGAUUUGGAAAGCAAAGUACAACCGAUUAUUGGCAAGUUAUACAAAGAUCAGGGUGUGCCGCCACCAGAAAGUGCCGCACCGGGCGAGGACAAGGAUGAACUUUAGAAAAUUCCGUCGUUUCUCUUUUGUUUUUCCUUCUUUUCGGACGAUUUUACGCCAGUGAGGAUCUUGAAUAAGUCGGGUUUAAUUAGCGUCGUGACCUCGUAUUUUGUUUGUUGUUUAACAAGGUCAGGAUGUUAACCACCUGUCCUCCAUACAUUAACCAGAAUAACUUUAUUUCGAAUCGACCGAUAUCUGAAGCUUGUCACUUCUGAGUACAACAUCAAGUUGUUCCUUUAGUUUUUUCUUUACUUCUAAGUUUCCCUUUUUAGUUUCUAAUAAAUUCUGGCUUUAUUAAGCUUGGUACGGUUAGCGUUUGUUGUAUCUUUCUAUAGUGAACGUGUUUAAUGAUCACUAUUAUUUUGAGUUUCUCCAGAAUAGCGAUUUUUUUCGGCCUCAACUGCAUUACUUAAUUUACAUGUAACUCAGCGGGAAAUAAAAUUCAAAUAAACAUAUAUAAGUACAGAAUAGCACAAUUCGCUACCAGUUUUUCGUUACAUCAAGUAUUUCUGACGUCAAUCGGUUUUAAUUUACUGAAGUUCUUGCGGCAAUAAAUUAAUUUUUCAUCUCAUUUGAUUGGAUCUAUUUGCAACUGUUUUGUACAUUUUUCCAAUGACUUUAAUUCCCGA